AUGCUACCGUUUCUCUUCCCUGACCUCGCUGCCUUUCCCACUGUCGCUGACCUUGUUACCCACCUCCGCGCUAGUGACGCUCGCUACCGCGCUGCCCUUCCUGCUGAGUUCCGCGCCGCAAACCCUCCUCCCAUGUACAUCACUCUCUACUUUCUCGUCACCCGUCUCCCUGAGUCCCUUCGUGUCGUUAGGGACCAGUUUCUCUCUGUCUGUCCCACCACCCUCACUGUCGACCUCCUUGAGGAGUCCCUGCUAGCGGCUGAGAAGAGCAUCGUCGCUGUAGGGGCAUCUCGGGGUGACCCUCGCACCCCCAUUUUUGAGGGGUGUUCUCCUUCCCCCCUGCUGCCCUCUGUCGCCUCUGCCGCUGCGGCCGACCUCGCUGGUUUUGAGUCGGUCGGUGCGGCGUCUGCCCCCAGCGGUAGACGCCGCUCUGGCAAGGGCAAGGGGGGCAAGGGAGCGGGUGGAGCUAGAGGGGGCGGUGGCGGGGGAGGUGGGGGUGGCGGGGGGAGUGGGGGUGGCGGUGGAGGUGGUGGCGGGAGUGGAGGCACUGGUGGAGGCGGUGGAGGCGGAGGUGGCGGCGGAGGAGGUAGCGGAGGAGGCGGGGGUGAGGGUGCCGGUGGGGGCGGUGGCGGUGGAGACGGGGGUGGCGGUGGAGGCGGGGGUGGCGGUGGCGGCGGGGGUCGGAGUGGCUCGUCUCAGCGGAGCAGCUCUGGGGGUGGUCAGCGCCAGCAGCAGCAGCAGCCACAGCAGCAGCAGCGCUCUCGCACCGUCCCCGCCCCUCAGCAGCUCCGCACCCACACAGCCCGCCGCUGCUUUGGCCGCCUGACCGACGCCUGGCGUCAGCAGUUUCCGGAGGCCGCUGAGAUCCCCCGCUGGGGGGAGCUGUCUAGGGCUGGUGUAGCUAUUUAUGAUCUUGACUUUGAUGCUAUUCUUUCUGCUAUGUAUGCUGUGACUGGUAGUGAUGAGGAUGACUGUUACCGGUGUUUCCCGCCCGACCCGGGCAUUGGUACUGCUGCGUCAGGUGCUAGUGAGGCUGCUGCUCUAGGUGCCAGUGCGUCUGUGCUCUCAGGUACUGGUGAGUCUGCCCUCUCAGGUACUGUGCCGGCUUCGGCCUCUCACACCUUCACCCUUGACUCUGGAGCGUCUCGCUCCUUCUUUCGGGACCGCACCACUCUCACGCCGCUGAGUCGGCCGGUUGCGGUGUCCCUGGCUGACCCCUCUGGGGGGCCUGUCCUGUCUCGCUUCUCCACGGUCCUUCCGUGUCCGGCGGCCCCCUCUAGCACCCUGUCUGGUCUCUACCUCCCCUCGUUCUCGACGAACCUGGUUAGUGGUGCUGACCUACAGGAUGCGGGUGUCCACCAGUUCACUCCUGCUCGUCAGCGGGUGACCCACUGCACGGAGGCUAGCACGGGACGCCACCUGGCUACGUUUACACGUCGGCCAGGGUCGAGCCUGUACACACUGACCACUGCUUCUCCUCCAGGUGCUGAGUCUGGUAGGGUCCCUUCGUCUGGUCAGGUGUUUGCCGCAGCGUCCAGGUCUGGUCCUGAGUCUUCCCCCUGUUCGUGUCGUCGUCUGUCUCACGAGACCCUCCUCUGGCACCACUGCCUUGGCCACCCCUCUCUGCUUCGGCUCAGAGGCAUGGCCUCCCGUCUGCUUGUGUCUGGUCUCCCCCGGUCUCUACCUCCCCUUCCUCAGGGCCCUGGCCCUGCCUGUGUCCCCUGUGUCGAGGGGCGCCAGCGUGCUGCCCCUCACUCCUCCCAGUUUCCUCCGACAGAGGCCCCGCUGCAGACGCUUCACAUGGACGUGUGGGGCCCAGCCCGCGUCCGUGGACAGGGUCAGGAGCGCUACUUCCUGCUCGUUGUUGACGACUACUCGCGUUACACCACAGUCUUCCCCUUGCGCAGCAAGGGUGAGGUUACUGAGGUGCUGAUCGACUGGAUCCGCGCAGCUCGUCUUCAGCUCAGGCAGAGCUUUGGCUCCGACUUUCCUGUGCUGCGUCUGCACUCUGACAGAGGCGGAGAGUUCUCCUCUGGCCUUCUGCGUGCCUACUGUCGGGCGCGAGGCAUCCGCCAGUCCUUCACGCUUCCGGACUCCCCGCAGCAAAAUGGGAUUGCUGAGCGCCGCAUUGGCAUGGUCAUGGACGUCGCCCGUACGUCCAUGAUGCACGCGGCUGCCCCCCAUUUUCUGUGGCCGUUUGCGGUCAGGUACGCAGCGCAUCAGAUCAACCUCCAUCCCCGGGUCUCCAGGCCGGAGACCUCCCCAGCCCUGCUGUGGACGGGGAAGGUUGGCGAUGCGUCGGCGUUCCGGGUCUGGGGAUCUCGGGCGUUUGUCCGCGACUUGUCUGCGGACAAGCUGUCCCCUCGCGCUGCUCCCUGCGUCUUCCUGGGGUUUCCCCCCGACGCCCCUGGGUGGCAGUUCUACCACCCCACCUCUCGGCAUGUUCUGUCCUCCCAGGACGUCACAUUCGACGAGUCGGUACCCUACUACCGCCUCUUCCCCUACCGCACUCCGUCCCUCCCCCCACCCCCGCUCUUCUUGGUACCAGGUCCCCCCCCGGUAGACCCCCUCCCCCCUCAGGGUCCUGCCCCUUCAGGUGUGUCCCAGGUAGACGCGGUCGAGCCUGUCGAGGUCACUGGUGACUCUGGUGCUGCUGCGGGAGCUGAGCCUGGGGGUGCGGAGUCUGGGGGUGCUGAGCCUGGGGGUGCUGAGCCUGGGGGUGCUGAGCCUGGGGGUGCUGAGCCUGGGGGUGCUGAGCCUGGGGGUGCUGAGCCUGGGGGUGCUGAGCCUGGGGGUGCUGUGCCUGGGGGUGCUGUGCCUGGGGGUGCUGAGCCUGGGGGUGCUUCGUCUCGCCGGGAGCCACUCUCCCCACAGGAGCUGCGUGAGUGGUUUGCCAGGCGUUGGAGGCGUACUGCUGGUGCUGGUGGCUCUUCGGCUGCAGAGGGUACUGCUGCCGCGCGUCCCGGCGGUGCUCGUACUGUGGGUGCUGGAGCUGCUGGGUCUGAGGUUUUUCCUGGAGCUGGUGCUGCUGAGGGUGUUGGCGCUGAGACUGCCGCUGGCGGUCCGACUAACAGUGCUCCUGGUACUGCUGCUGGAGGUUCUGGAGCUACCGGAGGUGCUGCUGGAGGUACUGCUGGAGUGGGUGCUCCUACUGGGAGUACUGGUGCUGUUCCUGCUGUUUCUGGCGUUGCCGCGCGGCCCCGACCAUACUUCGUUCCACUCCUGCAGCAGGUUCUUGGUCUUACACCUCCUCCUCCCUUAGAGGGUCCACAGCCUGUCCAGUCACAGCCACAGCUACAGCCUGCCUCCCCUUUGCCUGCUCCUUCUCCCUACGCUGGUCCGACUGGAGGUCUUACUGAGCGUCGUGAGCCUGCGUCUCGUCCUGCGUCGCCUGUUCGUACUACGCGCGCUAGUGGUCGCGGGUCGCGUCAGCGUCCUCCUCCUGUUCCUGGCACGCACCGGAUGUCACUGCGUCCGUCCACUGCUCCUCUGCGUGCCCCUUUGCCUUCUCCUCCUGCUUCCUCUCUUCCUGCUCUUGCCGACCCGGAGUCGGACUCUCUUCGUGCUGCCAGUCCUACUGUCACGCGUCUCCUUGCUACUGCUGUCACUGACCCUUCCUUCGAGUCGUCUGCUGCGUCUGCCCUUGUCACUGAGCUUGACGACUUUGCUGCGCGCUGUCGUCUAGACUACGCUGCUAGUCUUGUCGCUGAGUCUGAGUCUGCCUGUCCUCCGUCCGUCGGGGGUGAGUGUGCCCUCGGCACGGACGUCCUUGAGGACAGGCAGGAGGAGUUCCAGUGUCUGGCCGCCGCUUCACCUCAUCUCGCGUCUGUACUGCUAGCCCCUGAGGGAGACCCGGAUGCACCAGACAUCCCGACUCCGCGCUCUUACGCGGAGGCGAUAGAGGGUCCCUACUCCUCUCAGUGGCAGGCAGCUAUGGAUGCAGAGAUGGCUUCCUGGAAGUCCACAGGCACCUACGUUGACGCUGUUCCCCCUCCUGGGGCGAACAUCGUCAGUGGCAUGUGGAUUUUCAGGGUGAAGCGGCCGCCGGGUUCUCCGCCUGUCUUCAAGGCGCGUUACGUGGCUCGUGGCUUCAGUCAGCGGCAGGGGGUUAACUACUUUCAGACCUUCUCCCCCACCCCGAAGAUGACCACUCUUCGGGUACUGCUGCACGUUGCUGCUCACCGUGACUACGAGCUGCACUCUCUCGACUUCAACACUGCUUUCUUGCAGGACAGCCUGCACGAGGAGAUCUGGCUGCGUCGCCCACCUGGCUUCACUGGGUCUUUCCCUCCUGGUACCCAGUGGAGUCUUCGGCGUCCAGUCUACGGUCUCCGCCAGGCGCCACGUGAGUGGCACGACACACUGAGGACUACGCUCGCGGCACUUGGGUUUGCUCCUUCUACUGCCGACCCGUCGCUGUUUUUGCGCACCGACACCUCUCCGCCGCCGUUCUACAUCCUCGUGUACAUCGACGACUUGGUCUUUGCCACAGCUGACACUGCUGGACUCGCCUACGUGAAGUCCGAGCUGCAGAAGAGACACACGUGCACUGACCUGGAUGAACUGUGCAGCUACCUUGGCUUGCAGAUCACCCGGGACAGAGCACGCCGCACCAUUACCCUGACUCAGUCACACAUGGUGCAGCAGGUCCUUCAGCGCUUCGGCUUCACGUACUCCUCGCCUCAGGCCACUCCUCUGCCUACUCGCCACUCGCUCUCAACUCUGCCUUCGGAUGAGUCCGUAGAGUCGAGUGGCCCGUUUGCAGAGCUUGUUGGCUGCCUCAUGUACCUGAUGACCUGCACUCGACCUGACCUUGCAUACCCUCUUAGCAUUCUCGCACGCUAUGUUGCUCCUGGGAGACACCGACCAGAGCACAUGGCUGCAGCGAAGAGGGUGUUGCGCUACUUGUGCAAUACGUCGAGCAUGGGGCUAGUGCUUGGAGGGCGCAGUCCAGUGGUCCUCACUGGGCACGCAGACGCUUCUUGGGCUGACGACCAGGCUACGCAGCGGUCGUCACAGGGUUACACCUUCAGCCUUGGUUCCGGCUCUGUCUCGUGGCGGGCUACCCGCUCGUCUUCUGUUCUCGGCUCCAGUUGUGAGGCUGAGAUCUACGCUGGGGCUAUGGCUGCACAGGAGUUACGCUGGCUCACCUACCUGCUGACCGACCUUGGAGAGCAGCCUCGUUCUCCUCCAGUCCUGUACGUAGACAACAAGGCCAUGCUGGCCUUGUGUCGAGAGCAGCGACUGGAGCACAGGACGAAGCACAUUGCUCUCCGCUACUUUCUUGCUCGUGAGCUACAGCAGCGUGGACAGUUGCGACUUGCGUACGUGGCCUCUGAGGCCAACACUGCUGAUGUCUUCACCAAGGCACUUGCGCCUUGUGAUCAUCAACGUUGUUGUACGCAGUUGGGUCUUGUGCCUGUCUUGCCUCACUUGCUCACUUCUUGA
Molecule: messenger RNA, 5448 nt
Organism: Closterium sp. NIES-65
Lineage: Eukaryota; Viridiplantae; Streptophyta; Zygnematophyceae; Desmidiales; Closteriaceae
Source: the annotation of a GenBank genome assembly